CGUUAGAAUUUUGAUUGUUUUUAUUUAUUUUAAUUCAAAUUUUAUUUAUUUAGCUUAUUUCAGUGCUAUAGUUAAAUAUCUGCUGUCGGUUAAUGAGCGAAGUUAGCUAUCGCACAUUAGCCUAGCCUUCAUUGUAACCAUUUAUGCCCUAAACAAGUUCAAAAUAAAUGUGGUUAUCGUGGUCAACAUCUGCUGCUGGAAAUGUGUGAGCAGAAGGGGAGGCACUCGGUGCUUCCCUCUUAAAUUCCAUGACUUUGUAAUGUAUGUCUCGCUCUGGGCAGGUCGGAUUAUUACAGGCGGUUAAGGCAUUACUUAAUCAGGCAUUAGUUAAUAGAACAAUUUCCCCGGAUUUUAUUUUGUAGUAACAAAUAAUGAAGAUUGUAUCAAAGUAAAAGGAUGCAUUUUACUUAAGAAAUGUUCUGGAGUAAAAGUGAAAAUUGACAUAAAUAAGAAAGUAAAAUAUAUCCAUCCAUCCAUGAAAAGUCAACAUUCUACUUUCGUAUCGUAACAAAAGAUUUUGUACUACGUUACAUUUCAAGACCGCACCUGGUAGCCCCUCGGACGCACCUCCAACACGCUGCUUCGACUCUCCCCAUUUCUCCCACACUCUAGAGAGCCAUGUCUCCCACCAUGGUGGAACACAACAGCUUGGAUGUCACGUAUCUAAACAAAUACUGCAACAGCUCUUCAUCGUCGUCCAGCUCGGAGAACGACAAAAAGAUUUGGACCAAGCUGAAGCUGAACUUGGCCGAAGAUUACCCGAGGAAGAACGCGGCGAUCCUGAGUGGACAAUACGGGACCAACGUGCUGCUGAUUGGAGCGGCGCUCAUGCUCGCCCUGGCCUACCACAGCCCAUCGGUCAAGGAAGACCACUUGUUGUCCUUCCUCACCUGCCUCAUGAUCCUCCAGCUCAUCUGGAUGCUGUGGUACAUGCUGGUGCGGAGCAGACACAAGAAUGCGCGCACUGAGAAGGACGUCCAUGCCACCACAUGCUGGAUCAGAGGCGGUUUGACUCUUCUCGCGCUCCUGUCAAUGAUUAUGGACGUGUUCCGAAUCGGCUAUUAUGUCGGAUAUCAAUCUUGCGUGUCGGCCGUUCUCGGGGUGUAUCCUGUCAUCCAUGCAAGUCACACCAUAGCACAGGUGCACUUUCUCUGGUUUCACAUCAAGGAUGUCAUCAAGAGUUUUGAAACGUUAGAGAGAUUUGGCGUCAUCCAUGCCGUCUUUACCAACCUCCUCCUCUGGUCCAAUGGUGUGAUGUCAGAGGCCGAGCACUUCUUGAACAACCAUAAGAGACGGCUUUCCGCUCUGGGCUACGGAAACCUCACUAUAGUUCACACCGAGCCUCAAUGCAACUGCAGCACCAGCACUUGCUCCAUGUUCUCCAGCAGCCUCUACUAUCUCUACCCCUUCAACAUCGAAUACCACAUCUUCGUCUCCGCCAUGCUCUUUGUCAUGUGGAAGAACAUCGGAAGGACCAUCGACCUUUCUUCCAAUCGGAAACGGCUAGCGACGAAAACCCAAGGUUUGACCCUGGGGCCCAUUCUGGGACUGGUUGCCCUCGCCAGUACCAUCGGGAUUUUGGUGGUCUACGUCACGCACAUGGAGGGUUCCGUUCAAACGCGGCGCUCGGCCAUUUCCAUGUUCUACAUCUACGGCAUCGUCAUGCUGGCGUUGAUGUGCUCCGCCUGCGCUUCGGGUUUGCUCAUAUACCGAGCGGAUCACAUGGCGCCAGACAGCUCCAAGAACCCCUCAAGGCAGCUGGACACAGAGCUGCUCUUCGGAUCGUCUAUCGGCUCCUGGUUCAUGUCCUGGUGCAGCAUCGUGGCCGUGGUGGGAGCCAGCAGCAGUCCCCCGUAUCGUUGGACCAACUUGAUCUAUUCCCUGCUCGUUGUGUUAGAGAAGUGCAUCCAGAACCUCUUCAUCGUGGAAUCCCUCUACCGCCGGCAGGACGACGCCGGGCGGGUUGACCCCGAAUUAGUGGCGUCACCUGAAAUCUUCUCGGUGACUUCCUCCUUGGCCCCGCCUUACAACGGCAUCUUCAACCGAGCCUACGACGCACCCAACAGGGCUUGUGUCGCCAUCGAGAACGAGCAGGAAGAGAGCGGACAGGUGUACAAAUUAGCCGAGGUGCCAAAGCCUUUCGGAGGUCAAGUGGCCCAUGCGCCAAAUAUCAAGAGGCGAAUCCUGAAGAAUAUCGCCGUCUUCUUGAUUAUGUGCAACAUCUCGCUGUGGAUCCUCCCCGCCUUUGGCUGUCGACCACAGUAUGAAAAUGGGCUGGAACAGGAGGCCUUCGGUUUCAGCAUUUGGACUACAACUCUCAAUUUUGCGGUUCCUUUAAACCUUUUCUACCGCAUGCACUCGGUCGCUUCUCUGUUUGAGGUCUUCCGCCGCGUCUGACGGAGAAGCCGAGGUCAGACAAUGCGUAACAAUAUUGGCUACUGAGAGCGUUUACCAGCGUGGCUCACACAUUCACCAGACUUGAAAGAAAGAAAGCCGUGACAACGGUUACUUCGCAUACUUGUGCAGUUUUUAAAUACUUUUAAAGAAAUUCCAGGAGGGCUCACGUUUUGUUUCUGUUGUUACAGUUCAGUAGGUUUUUGACUCAAUCCUGUUGAAUGU
Hippocampus comes (tiger tail seahorse) is the source of this 2619-nucleotide messenger RNA. It is a transcript of the gene otop1, whose product is annotated as otopetrin 1. The transcript has 6 exons. The record is from RefSeq and is a predicted model, not a curated record. Lineage: Eukaryota; Metazoa; Chordata; Actinopteri; Syngnathiformes; Syngnathidae. Gene Ontology annotation, cellular component: membrane. Gene Ontology annotation, biological process: inner ear morphogenesis; proton transmembrane transport. Gene Ontology annotation, molecular function: proton channel activity. Bases 619 to 2397 code for a protein of 592 amino acids.